CCGUGCUGUUAAGCGCAAGCAACAUUUCAAUUGUUGAUCCCAUCCGUCCCGUAAAUAAACAAUAAAUAAUGGGCAAUCACAAGGUCCUCCGAUCGGCGGGCAGCAAUCUGCGUUACUCGAUGUACGAGUUCAUUGACGCGGUGCACAAGCGAACGAUUAUCUGGGAACGGAGGCACCCGAACUUCCACAACCGGGAGCUGAGAGAUCAGGCCUGGCAGCAAAUUGGCCAGGAGCUGUGCUCCAACUUCGAGGCGUCCAGCGAGCCGGAGAAGCAGGAAAUAGUGAAAACCCUGCUUAAGCGCUGGAAAAACACGAGGGACAGCUACUUGCGGGUCAACCGGCUGCGGCAAAGUGGCGAGGAGGUGGCCAGGGCAUCUUACAUCUACGAGAAGGAGCUCAGCUUUCUGCUGGACGUAAAAGCCGAGUCGGAGGACGAAGAGGAACCUUUGAAGGAGGAGCCCAAGCCCCAGGCCAAGCGAAAACGCCCGCCGCCCACUCAGAGAUCCGCAAAGACUCCCCGAAGGAGGAACUCUGGCCAGGAAACGAGUUUAGAAGCCGUUAGCAACACCGCAGACCUUGCGGACAACCUGCAAUCCGUUCUGGAGGACCUGACCUACACAAGCGAUGAUCCUGCGCCACCUGUGAUCGUGCCGCUUCCUCAGUUUCCCGCAGAUCCACCUUGCAGUACAAACACCGCCUCCACAACCGCUGAUCCCGACCAGGCCUUCUUCGACACCAUCAAGCCGCACAUGCAGCGGAUGUGCGCCGAUCGCAAGCUCGACUUUCAGAUCGAGGUCCUGAAAAUACUUCGCAAUUUUAAGCCAAACUGAAUAAUAAGUUAUAGUUAAUAACUAUAGAAGUUAAAUCAUGUUUUUCGCUUUACAUUUACAUUAACAGAGGAUGUAGUUAACAGCUAGCAAGUAGGAGGAAAACUUAUCGUUAUCGUAAAUCGUUCACAGCCAAGGGCGCAAAAUUUAAACACUGUG
This is a messenger RNA of Drosophila takahashii, 986 nucleotides long. RefSeq names its product hinge2 (gene hng2). Gene Ontology annotation, molecular function: DNA binding. The record is from RefSeq and is a predicted model, not a curated record. Lineage: Eukaryota; Metazoa; Arthropoda; Insecta; Diptera; Drosophilidae.